GAUUGACUUAAUGUGGAAAUGGCUGCUUAAUUAUGUCCUGGGUCCCUUUGCGAGAGCAGGGAAAAAUACAGGAAGCAAAGAUGAUAGAACAGAGCACCAAGAAGGUGAGAAAUGCCUGACAUCAAGGAGCUCCUCUUAUAUGUAAUAAAAACAAGCUGACCAAUUAUAGUAUGAAAUCAGCAUUGUAAUGCAACAGUACAGUGCUGAAAGAGGCAAAGGCUGUUGAAGGAGAAUGAAAUCCACGUCUCAUCUCCUGAAACAUUUGAUCAAAGCACGAACAGGAUCUAGAUGUCAAUUCUGACCCUCCAGAUUUCCAAAGCAGUACUGGGAAGGACUGCCAUACAGACACAGCUGGGAGCAGAAGGAAGCUUUGUGAGAGCCUUCUUUUUCCACAUCUGUAUUUCUGACCUUAGCGCUGUCAGCUGCCUUCAUGCAACUGCUCUUCUAACCCUCAGUGCCAUAACACACAGCGGUUCUGAGCAGCUCUGUUUUUCAAUCCAGACCCACCACUUUUUGCCCUGACACCCGGCAGGCUGCAAUGCUUGUGGAUCAUCAGCUGAAGUGCUAAUCAUAGGUAGUAAUGGUGGUUUUUCACAAACGCUUAUUAAUCAAACUGCUUGAGGGAAAUGACUGCACUGAUACUGGCAGCCAUACAUAUCAGUUCUUAAGGGCCCUAAUUGGGUAAUAGUAGGACAAGGGGGAAUGGUCUUAAACUGAGACAGGGGAGGUUUAGCUUAGAUAUUAGGAGGAAGUUUUUCACCCAGAGGGUGGUGACGCACUGAACAGGUUGCCCAAGGAGGCUGUGGAUGUCCCAUCCCUGAAGGCAUUCAAGGCCAAGCUGGAUGUGGCUCUGGGCAGUCUGGUAUGCUGGUUGGUACCCUGCCUGUGUCAGGAGGGUUGAAACUGGGUGAUCAUUGUGGUCCUUUUCAACCCAGGCCAUUCUAUGAUAUGAUACCAUGCAGCCAGAACUGAACUUGGGAUCCAGCUUUAUCAACCAUGGGCAUGCAGUUUCCUAAAAUUCCUUAGUGAGAUAUUAACAGGUAUGGGGUUGUGUUGUUGGCCACUUCACUUUUCCAGGUUGGCUAUCGUCUGCUGUUUGUAUCAGUGUUGUAAAAUUACAGUGUUUGCACAUCAUUAGAAGAGUAUUAAAAACAAAAGUGAUGUUUAUUUUUAAACUAAAUAGAUGGAUGUUAUUUCAAACUUCCCAAUGCUGUCUGUGCGGUGAGGGUGAGCAAUCACAGGGUUACCUCAUGUCUGGAACAGCCUUUUUCCUGGCUGUCUUUCACGGCUCUUUCACCUGGCACUGCUCAGUCUGUCUUCUCCCUCUUUGCAUUUUGUAACCUUAACGUUUCCUCCUUGGCUGCUGUUAAAAACUUCAUUCCCUUUUGUGUUAGGGAUGCCCUAAGUGUCAGCCUUUUUUCUUUUCCUUUUGCAGGAGUUUCUGCUGCAGUCACUGCAGGUUUUUUUCUUUGUCCAACAAUACCAUCUUAUCAAUGCCAAAUUCUUGUUUUAGUUUUCCAGCUGUUAUUUGCCACAUUCUCAGCUAUGUAGGGUCUCGCUCUCCUCAUGCUGUCCUCAGCUACCUGAUUUCCCACUCCUCCAAGCCCAAUUUCUGCUGCAUGGCACCAUGCCCUCUACCAGUGCCCGCUUUUCUUUCAGUUCUAUCCCACCUGCUGUUUUCUACUUGUUCCAUUCCUGAUUUUCAGCCCAGACUCCUGUUUUCAGCUGCCAUGCAGAGCUUACAUUAAAAACUUCUCUUUUAGCAUCUCUUCUUUUCUCCAAAACAGGUGACAGCACCCAAAGGAAGACAUCUGGUAAUGUGAAUGUUAGAGGAGGGGAGGAAUACAGUGUUAGCUACAGGAGCCCCCUAACAGGCAGCUUCGUGAGGUCUUUAUGAGUAAUCCUCCCCCCUUUGGCUCCAUGUAUCUGAGCGUUAAGAACUUGGUGUGUUAGAAUGUACGGUUUUCCCUGUUUGGAGAAUGUUAGAGAUAUAUAAACAUAUAUUUUAAACAAUCAAUAAAAGUUAGUGUUUGUGCACCCUGGUGGGUGGCGUUUCACAUUUCUGGUACAGCUUUCGUCAGCAAUGCACUGAACGAGCUGCUUUCCCUCUGUGCCCGAUGGUGUGAGACUUGUUUCAUCAUCCUCUCUUGUGACCGCCUUUUGCUUCCUCCUGUUUUCAGUGCAGGGGGUUCAGGCUUCAGCCAUUUGCUGUCUCAGGCUGAUUUUUCUCUGGGUAGCGUUUCAACCGUCUUAAAAAGGUAAGAUCCUCUCUGCAUGAAUGCCAUAGGAGCAUUCUGGUGACCGAUCAUAUCAGGAACGCAAUGUGUAUUACAAUCCUUUAGAAAGUCUUCCCAAAUACAUUGAUAUGUGCCUUUCAAAACUACGUCUGAAGAUCUGCUACAGCUCACAGAAUCAAGUCGUGUGUUUUUGGUUCAGUGAGUACCUCAUGAGUGAGGCUGUAUGUGUGUCUUCCUGUAGGACAGCUUUUGAGAUGAACUGGAAAACAUGGAUCUUGUUUAGUGACCGCAGAGGUUCCAGGCCAGGGCUUGUGUGUUUUUCCUAAAAAGGCCCUCUUUCAGCUGCUUUUUAACUAGAGAUGUGGGAUUUGAAGUUGAUGAAGGAAGUCUUUCUCUUGCAGGUUCUUGAGGACAACUUCCUGGCAGACAGAAGGUUGAGGUGGCUUAGGGGGAGAAAUUGGUGUGAUUUGGAGUGGAAGAAGGGUAAAGGCAUUUGCUGGAAGCUGGGUAGAGACCAUCAUACAAGCCAGUUAGGCCAUAUAGCCAAGCAGAAAGGAGAGGAAACAGAGUGAAUAAAGGAGCUGAGGUAAGGGAAGAGACUUCAGUUUGAUCAAAGCACACUGGCUUCCAAACAAACAAAAAAAAAUCAUGAAUAAAUGAAAACAGGAUAGGAAGUGAGAUUUCCAUGGUGAGUGACGUACCAACAGCAUGGUGACGUUGUUCUAAAAGUACCGAAAUGAUUAGAUAACCAGAGACUCAGAGUAGUGUCACUUGGAAGUUCUCUAGAUGCAGAAAUUACCUGAGCCAGCAGCCCCUGCUCCAGGUGGGUCUUUUGAACCCAGUUGCCCAAGGCUGUGUCACAUCGUCUUCAGCACCUGCAUGGAUGGAGAGUCCAUAACCUUUCUUGGCAAUCUGCUCCAGUAGUUGACUAGUUGAACAAAGAAACAAACACAGAAAGUAAUGAUGUUGUGUCAGCAAUACAACAGAUUGUCUGAGGUAUCCCAAUCCGUUUCUCUACAGUGUUACCCAACUUUUCAUUUCCCUUUAUUCCCUGCCCAUGUUCUUCCUCAGACCUCAUAGUGCUGUCUGCGUAGCUUGUCUUCCCUGUUAGGGAGUGAGAAGGGACCUUUAGAGGGAGCAGCGUGUCCUUUAGCUUGAGGAUAUUCCUCCCUGCACAGAUUUUGGGUUAUUUUGGUGACAAGGAUGGGAUGAAGAGAAACGUGUUGGAAAUUUGGUACAUUGACAGGGCCAUCUGAAGAAGAAAACUGGUACUUUGAGGAGAAGGGAUGGAAUUGAGGGUACUUGAACGCCGAAGAAAGGGCUGCUUCCUUCCACUGCUUGCUUAAGCCAGUCCUGUAGCUCUAGCAUGGUCUCCGUUUGUGGUUUUUGAGCAAAGUGCUUUCUGGUGUGUGAUCCUGAGCUUCUUGCUGGCACUGGAGGUGUGCAUGCAGUGGAAGCCCUGCGUUGUUAUGGCUGACCAUGAGUGAAUUGUCAGCUUCAUUUCAAUUCUGGGAACAAAAAGCUAUCUCAUUCAUUUGUUGCAUCAUCUGUGUGUGGAAGGCAGACAAUGUUACUAGCUCAGAUAAACCGAGACUCUCAGGGAAUGACUGAAUUUUCUGGAGGAGGAAUGGAGGCCCAGCAUGUGACUCUCUGUCUGACAGAAGCUGUAGCCGUGCAAGAUGGUGACAACUUAGAAAACAUGGAAGGUGUAAGUUUGCAAGCAGUUACCCUUGCUGAUGGCUCCACUGCAUACAUACAGCACAAUUCUAAAGAUGGUAAAUUAAUGGAUGGCCAAGUGAUUCAACUAGAAGAUGGUUCUGCAGCCUAUGUUCAACAUGUACCCAUGACUAAAAGUAGGGACAGCUUGCGUCUGGAAGAUGGACAAGCAGUUCAGCUGGAGGAUGGAACUACAGCAUUCAUUCAUCACACCUCCAAAGACAGUUACGAUCAGAGUGCAUUACAAGCAGUCCAGCUGGAGGAUGGAACUACUGCCUACAUUCACCACGCAGUGCAAAUGCCACAGUCAGAUACCAUUUUAGCCAUUCAAGCUGAUGGCACAGUGGCUGGUCUACAUACAGGAGAUGCUGCCAUUGACCCAGAUACCAUCACUGCUUUGGAGCAAUAUGCAGCUAAGGUAUCUAUUGAUGGAAAUGACAGUGUUAGUAGCACGGGAAUGAUAGGCGAAAAUGAACAAGAAAAAAAAAUGCAGAUUGUCUUGCAGGGACAUGGAACGAGAGUGGCUGCAAAAUCUCAGCAGAGUGGAGAGAAAGCAUUUCGCUGUGAUUAUGAUGGCUGUGGAAAACUGUACACAACAGCUCACCAUCUUAAGGUACACGAAAGGUCACACACAGGAGACAGACCAUAUCAGUGCGAACAUCCUGGAUGUGGUAAAGCUUUUGCAACAGGGUAUGGAUUAAAAAGUCAUAUCCGAACGCACACUGGUGAAAAGCCGUAUCGGUGCACAGAAGAAAACUGCACCAAGUCAUUCAAGACUUCAGGAGACCUACAGAAACACAUCCGGACCCACACAGGCGAAAGGCCCUUUAAGUGUCCUUUUGAAGGAUGUGGCAGGUCGUUCACAACAUCUAACAUCAGAAAGGUUCACAUCAGGACACAUACAGGUGAAAGACCUUAUUACUGCACAGAGCCAGGAUGUGGGAGAGCUUUUGCCAGUGCAACUAACUAUAAGAAUCAUGUGAGAAUACACACAGGGGAGAAGCCCUAUGUCUGUACAGUUCCUGGUUGUGAUAAACGUUUUACAGAGUAUUCCAGUUUAUACAAACAUCAUGUUGUACAUACUCAUUCCAAACCAUAUAAUUGUAAUCACUGUGGAAAGACAUACAAGCAGAUUUCCACACUUGCUAUGCACAAGCGGACAGCACAUAAUGACACAGAGCCCAUUGAAGAGGAACAAGAGGCUUUUUUUGAGCCACCUCCAGGUCAAGGGGAAGAUGUUCUGAAAGGCUCACAAAUAGCCUACGUGACAGGUGUAGAAGGAGAGGAUGUAAUUUCUGCACAGGUUGCUACAGUUACUCAGUCAGGAUUAGGUCAACAAGUAGCGCUAAUUUCCCAGGAUGGAACCCAACAUGUCAACAUAUCUCAGGCAGAUAUGCAGGCCAUUGGAAAUACAAUCACUAUGGUAACACAAGAUGGCACCACUAUCACAGUCCCUGCCCACGACGCCGUCAUCUCUUCUGCAGGAACACAUUCUGUAGCAAUGGUUACUGCAGAAGGCACCGAAGGACAGCAGGUUGCCAUUGUGGCUCAAGACUUAGCAGCGUUUCAUAGCACCUCACCAGAAAUAGGACAUCAACAACACGGGCACCAUUUAGUGACCACAGAAGCUAGACCUGUUACAUUGUUGGCUACAUCCAACGGAACACAAAUUGCAGUACAGCUGGGAGAACAACAGUCUCUGGAAGAAGCCAUUAGGAUAGCCUCCAGAAUACAACAGGGUGAAACACCGGGAAUUGAUGAUUAACUUCUAAAACUGCUACCAGAACAAUAGAGUGAAAGGUAUUUUAUUUUCAAACAGCAAAGGUCCAUGCCAGCAGCAAUCCACAAAACCUUUGAAGUUCCCCGCUCAUUGAUACUGUGUACACAUUUUAUGCAAGAGCAAAGAACGUUUUGUAAGUGUUGUGUACAUAACCCUGGGAAUGGACUGACGUCAUCUACUUCCAACUGUUGUAUAUUCAGGAAUAUGGAAUUAGGAUUAUAUAGUAAAUUUCCUUGUUAUCCUUUCAUCAGAUUUCAGACUGGUCUACAAGCAAGUUAAAAACAAAACAGAAGUAUUGGAGUUAAUUUUUAGUGUCAUGUACAAAUAAUGAAGGCAUUACUGAAGAUUUGAAGUGUUGUCAAGACUAUAACAAAAUCAUAAUUUCAGGAACCCUUUCAAGUUAUAAAGAAGACAGAGCCUUUUCAGUUGUUUUCCAUACAUGGAAAAGUCAUGGAUUUUGAGCCUACUGUAAACCUUCGUAUUUUGAUUUGUUUCAUACAGAUUUGAAUACUCUUUAGAUUACCCACCCCGUCUCAUUCACUGUAAAUACAGAUUGUUAAUGCUGGAAGUGCUAAUUGUAUUAUCUUUAAAUUGGAUUAUGUACAAAGGAGAAACUUUGGUUGUUCAAUAUUAAAAGAAGUAAAUCUAAUGAUUUCGUUUCUUUACAUAUUUUACUUAAGAUGUUACUCUGAAAUUAUUAUGCAAUAAAAGAUAACGAGAUUGUAUUAUCUAGAUAGGAUGAUAUUGUUCUGUGACAUACUGUUUUACUUUUAGUGGGACAAGUUAAAUUAUUUAUUUACAGCCUUGUAUAAUUUUUUUCCCAAAGUUUAUUUAUCAUAAAUUUAAAUUUUUGACUAACUCGUUUGACUGCGGUCCACUGAAGUAUGUGAAGUAAUCAGUGCUAAUUGUUAUUUUCAGCAUUCUGAAGCACUACAGAAAUGAUUACAAAGCAUAAUUAGUCAACUGAUUUUGACUUCAAAGUAAACUAGGAGUUUUCAUGAGGAAUAUGUUCAAAUGGUGCAUUUGGGGCAUAAAUACAUGUACUAAUAGUCUAUUUUCAACAGUUCUGAGUGCCUGCAGCUACUGUUCAUUACCUACGAUGUGCUGAUAACCAAUGGUUUUGAAAAUCAGGACACAAGUCACUAGAAAAAAAAAAAAAAAAGGAUUAAUUAAGGAUUAUGUAAGUACAGUGCUCCUCUCCACCUAUCAUUCUAUACAGGAAAAAAUUUGCUGUAGAUGAAUCCUACACGGUACUGUAAGAUGUAACUUAAAACUUUUUAUACGGAAAAAUGUCUUUACUUGUCUUGUUAUUAAGCUUGUUGAGCAAGUUGAACUUUCUUGGCUUCCUGUAAGACUCAGUGCUUACUGUAGAUGAGUGUCGAGAGCACUUCUGAAACUGAAGCCCCACCUUUAUCUUUCUCAAGGGAAGGAUUAAACAUCUUGGGGAUGAAACGUUGAUCAAGCAGUCAUUUUGUAUGUCUUGUGAGGGUCUCAUUUUGCAUUAAAAAAAAUGUAAGUUAAGAACUAUGUACUUGGAGGUAUUUGACAUCAAAAGGGCCAUGCUGAAUUUAAUGUGAUUGACUGUAUCAAUACGAGUUGCAGCUUUUUAUGCUUUUCAUACAGAUGGCCAACUGCAAAAUGCCGUGAGAGAACACAGUACUAUGGGUUAAAGGUGGUCAAAAUCCAGAGCUGUUACAAAGCAAAACUUGAAAACAUUGAGGUUGUCUGCAACCUUCCUGUAGGACUGAGGCUGUUUACUUACUUAGAUGCCAGAUUUCCUGAAAUUUUAAGUAAUUUUGAUGUCCCGUGGAGAUAAACUGUACUAUGCAAAGAGGUUAAUUACAUGUCAACUAGAUCAGUUUCUUAGUUUUUACGACCUUUUAGAAAUUAAAGGUGUAUCAUUUGCCAUGAACGUUCAAGUUUUUUUCUUAAAUUUCAUUGCUAAUAGUUUUUGGAAACGGUGGCUGGAAGUGACUUAGCACAGAAAUAACAUCAGUGCCUCUCAUUUCCCAGGACGCUUUCUGACCGUUGUACAAAUGUGAGUAUUACGUCUUCCUUCAUACUAGUUAGUUUCCUGCUAGGUAUUGAAAACUAGCUUGAUAAGGAAAAAAUGCAAAAUAUUUCAGUGGUUUUUCUUGUAUCUUACCAGUUGUUCUUGCAAAACUCCUGCAGUCAAAGGUCGUGCUUCCCCCAUAGCAUAGCUACCCCUUUUCUUUAUAGGAAAACAUACUUAAAUACUGAAUAAACAAGCCAGACUGACUUAGACUGCUUAGUCUUGAAAGAGAAGCAGAGAUGAUUAUAUGCAUUUUCACUGUGAGGCCUUGUAUGUAUAACAGACUUGUUUUUAGAGUGGAGAGUCCUCUGUGAUUUUCUGCCUGUUUCCCAGGAGUGGAAGGGAACCGUCUUGUGUGCAGAUACUGCCAUUGGAAGGGUCUGUAGUGGAGAUUACACGGGUUGAAAUUGGGUGAGGUAGGGAUCUUGGUGAAAAGGAUUUCAGGAGGAGGAAGCAAAGAAUAUGCCCCAAAGGACUGGGUGGUAGGCAGUAGAAAUCUCUUCUAUUUCGCCAUAGAUUUUACUCCUCUUUUCGAAUGUUCUGUUUCAAAGGGAGUGGCACACUGGAAGAAGGAAUUGUAAAAGAGGGACCAUAUGAAGUAGAGCAGCCCUUCCUCUUAGAAAUUGGCUCCCACAUUUCCAGCAUUCCCAGUCACAAUUUUCUUUCAGACUUGUUUUCCAGCAAUAAGUCAACUCUUUCCUUAAAGGAAAAAAGAACAAGAAAAACAAGCCAUCUCUAGACUUGGCAGUCAGCACUGGGGGAUUUGCUUUUCUUUACAGUAGUUCAGUGCCUCUCCAGAUAGUAAAAACAGAGAGGCAGUUAUUAGAGGUGCUCCAGCCUGAUGACCUUUUGUGCCGGAGGCACUAUGCAUAACAAUGGGACAGUUUUUACCCUAAAGAGCUUAAUGCCAAAGCACACAUGAAUAGGCUGAAGCUGCAAGACUGUGUUUUUAGAAGAGUAAAUCCUGAAGCCUGACAACAAAGUUGUAAAAAGCCAUAAUCCCUGAUAGUAUAAGUAAUCUCAGCGAUCAGUCAGCUGACUGAUACCAGAGAUAGUCAAGCACAGUAUGGGAGGAAAAAAAGGACAUGUGAUGUCUGCCUAGCAUACAACAGAAGGAGAAAGCUAAUAGUCCAGAUAAACAAAAUGUAGGAGCUUGGAGAGCAGCUCUUCCUAAACCUUACUCUAGUUCCUAACCUUCAUUAAAAUGUGGGGAGCAAUUUGUUUGACGGGAUGUUCUGGCUUCUCUGACAGUCGUGCUGUACUAGAAUACUGAAAGAUCCCUUGUGUGCUGCAUACUUCUCAGGAGACAGAGCCGAGAAGCUAUUUAAUCAGUUUUAACCACUAGGAAAAGAUGGCAGAGUAAGGAUGUGAGGAAGACCUGUUUGAACUCAGCAACUUAACAGCGGCAUCUGUUAAACUCAGGCUGUAUACCUUAGGGUGACCAUAGCUCCAGCUUAAUCAGAAUGCAUAAGUACCCUAUAACGAACCCAUCCCAGUCACUUAGUUUGUCUUUGAAGGGUAAUAAUAAGAUGUGCAGUACAGAUUUCGGCGGAGUUUUCAUGUAUAGCACAGGUGUAGGGCAGGCAGGAAAAUGAUUUCUAAAGGAGCAAGCUCUUAAUUUCUAGAAGACUGGAAAACUAGAAAUGAAGGGUAACUUGUAUCCUGUUCAGCUAAUUACAGUUGUUUGACACUUCAGAAAGAUAUUAUUUCACCUUUCUCAAAAAAUACCAGAAUGAACACGUGCCUUGUCUGCACAGAUGCAGGUGCAUAAAUUCAGACUCCGGCUCAUUGUUGAUAAUAAUGUACUCCUAUUUCUGCAAAUCAGUAUGUAUUUGAGUACUGGAUCUCCCAAAAGUAUUUACUGCUCCAUUGGAUAAAAGCCUUUUGAAGCUUGAACCCCUGUGACAGGAGACCAAAAGCCAGUCUUGGCUCCUGUGCCUUAAAUAGCAAAUUAUACUCAUAAGUCAUAUAAAUCAGCAAUUUUUGUUGUCAUGUUGUGUAAUGAAAAUGUAGCUUAGGUGUUUGCAGCAGUUUUGGCGAUCCUUUGAUGUUCCAUUGGUGUUAUUUGGCCAGCAAAGUUCACUUGGCCAAAGGAAUAUCUGACAGUGCAAUUAGACUGCCACCUUUAAUAGUAAUUGGCUGGCACCUGACCCCACCGUUAAUGUGAUAGCAGACUUUUUCAACUGAAGAGUUAUAUUCAAAGCAGACUUGAUUAUCCCAAUAAACACACAAGCUUAUAUCAACAAGGAAGCAUUUUGUCCCACAGAGUCUGUGUGUUUUUCUCUAAUGGAAACGUGACCCUCUUAAAUCCCACCCAGCUCAGGUUUUGAAGAACUAAGAGAUCCUGUCUGGAUUCAUUUUGUUCUGUUUAAAUUACUUGAAGCAUUUCACUCAAAAGAAUGACAAAACGUUGAUACUUUUCGAGCACAAAUGAUUGCAUGGAAAAAAAAGAGAAGUGUCUUAGUAAGUUUUUACCUGCUUAUCUGCAUCUCUUGCAAGAUAUCUUACAUGCAAUGGUACACACAAGAGAUUAUUAAAAUAAGGUGCAGUAAAUUUGAGAAAAGGCAGAGUACGUUUAUGAUUUUGUAUGUUUCCUGGAAGGGGAAUAGACAGAGGUUAGCGAUGCUGGUGAAUUAGUGACUGUUUUGUUUGUGUGCGUGGGUCAUUUUGAGGCUUUCAGUCUUCUGAUGAUUUUAACUUCACUUUGGCACAGGAAAGGGGCAUUCUCGUUGUACCUGAUGUUUUCAGUCAUGGCAAUCAUUCUCUCUUCAAACUACAGGAGUGCAGUGUAGCACUCUGCAAAUGUCAGACAAUUUCUGAUCUCAAUACAACUCACAGAUCACAUUCUUCUGCUGCUUUCUUUGUAACCAAAGGCAGAAAUGCAUGCAGAAAGGGUGUCAUUAAGGCCUGAUACAGAGUGUAUGCUUUCGUUGUUAUAGACAAAUAUUGAGGAAUCGUGCCUGACUGCUUGGCAAAAUCUGGUUGCUUUUUAAAAUAUAACUUCUUUCUGAGUACUUUCAGAUCUUUCUUUAAAUUCCUUUAUUUUGGGCCCAGAAUUUCUUCUUUGACAGGAGGCUGUCAAAUUCCCCUUUCUGUUGUCCACCUCCUUCUCUUGCUCUUGUGUUCACCCAGGAAGUGCAAAUAACAUCAUUGAGAAAUGCUCUAUCUACAUGAAGAGUAUGGGCUGAAAAGAGUAAAAGGACUGGCAGCAUCAACUACAAGCUGCUGUAGAGUUUCUGACUUUCAUAGAGGCAACCUGACUUUCCUUUUCUUCAGCUUUUCCACUUUGUUUUUCCUUCUCAUAAAAUGAACCAGUUUCAAGAUUAUGCUGGCUGCUCUACAAUGGGUUUCAUCCAGUUUUUGGCAGAACUCUUCCAAUUUGAUCACUGUGGUUUUGGGGGACUGCAGAUGAAGUUGUAAGUGCAGGAAAUCCUGACAAGUAGGCACUGUGCUCCUUUCUGUGGCAGUUUCCUCUGACAGCUAGACAAAUUGGCCAUUGUUUCACUUCUUUCCCAUUCAUUGUUAUUUGGGUUGUCCUGUUACCCCUUGAGCUUGAAAACUCCUAGUUAAAAGCUGUUGGUUAUCGGUGAGAGUGUGCUGCCCUGAUAAGCAUUUCUGGUAGCAGAAAUCUUGAGUGCACUGGACUGAUACAUUUUUUAAUUUAAAAACAAGUAGUUUAAAAAAAAUUGCAAAUAUAUUCUGAAAAUAAAUUGAAUUCCUAUGAACACUGCACUAUUGCUAGGUAAGUGCUGCCUGGACAUCAGGCUAUACAUCUAUGCACAGGGUCAGGUUUUUAUUUAUCGUGAUCUACAGAAGCUCAAAGGUGCAAUUUAAUGAGCUGCAGAGAAUUAGGGCUGAAUUUGGCUCCAAGAGCAUAGGGCAGGAGAAGACCACUCAGCUCUCCCCUGCUUCCUUCCUCUUCUUCCUGCGACAAUCUCCUCUGCUAAUGUCCUCUCUGAGGAAAAGGGCUCUGUAGUGCUUUUUAUUUAGGCUGUUGGUAGACCUGGUGAUGUUGUUUGUGGUGGGCAGGGUAGCCGAGUUACCACACUCAUGCUUGGGGAGAACCAACUUUUCUUCAAGACAACCAUCGAUAGUCCCAUCAAAAUACAGCAAAAACACAGCUCAUGCAGAUUCAGGAUGGCACAUAUGUAGAAGCUAUGAAUACGUGGUCCUUUUACAGCAGCUACACGUUUUGUUAUAGUUGCAUAUUUAUUCAAUACUUCCUUUUCUUAUUUGCUGUCAGUUUGGAAAUAAACUUUCUUUUUAAACAA
Molecule: messenger RNA, 12057 nt
Organism: Gallus gallus (chicken)
Lineage: Eukaryota; Metazoa; Chordata; Aves; Galliformes; Phasianidae
Gene: ZNF143
Product: zinc finger protein 143
Exons: 19
Coding region: 3805-5718 (637 amino acids)
Biological process (GO): regulation of transcription by RNA polymerase II; central nervous system development
Cellular component (GO): nucleus
Molecular function (GO): DNA-binding transcription factor activity, RNA polymerase II-specific; RNA polymerase II cis-regulatory region sequence-specific DNA binding
Source: RefSeq, a predicted model, not a curated record